CGCCAGAGUCCCGUCAGUCGGGCUGAGCAGGUGCCGCUCUGUCCCGCCCCCGGUCAUCUCGCCUCCUCUGUCCCGUCCUGCUUUGCGGCGCAGGGGCAAGAUGGCUGCUGAGAAGCAGGUCCCGGGUGGCGGUGGCGGCGGCGGCGGCGGCGGCGGCGGUGGUGGUGGUGGUGGCGGCGGCGGCGGGAGCGGUGGAGGACGAGGUGCCGGAGGAGAGGAGAAUAAAGAGAACGAGCGCCCUUCAGCCGGCUCGAAGGCGAACAAGGAGUUCGGGGAUAGCCUGAGCCUGGAGAUUCUUCAGAUCAUCAAGGAAUCCCAGCAGCAGCAUGGCUUACGGCAUGGCGAUUUCCAGCGGUACAGGGGCUACUGUUCCCGAAGACAAAGACGUCUCCGGAAAACACUCAACUUUAAGAUGGGGAACAGACACAAAUUCACAGGGAAAAAAGUAACUGAAGAGCUUCUGACUGAUAACAGAUACUUGCUGUUGGUUCUGAUGGAUGCGGAGAGAGCUUGGAGCUAUGCCAUGCAGCUCAAACAGGAAGCCAACACUGAACCCAGAAAACGGUUUCACUUGCUAUCUCGUCUUCGAAAAGCCGUGAAGCAUGCUGAGGAACUGGAACGCUUGUGUGAGAGUAACCGUGUGGAUGCCAAGACCAAGCUAGAGGCGCAGGCGUACACAGCUUACCUCUCAGGAAUGUUGCGCUUUGAACAUCAGGAGUGGAAAGCUGCCAUCGAGGCUUUCAACAAGUGCAAAACUAUCUACGAGAAACUGGCCAGUGCAUUCACAGAGGAGCAGGCUGUGCUGUAUAACCAGCGCGUGGAAGAGAUCUCGCCCAACAUCCGCUACUGUGCAUAUAACAUUGGGGACCAGUCAGCUAUUAAUGAACUCAUGCAGAUGAGAUUGAGAUCUGGGGGCACAGAGGGUCUCCUUGCUGAAAAACUGGAGGCAUUGAUCACUCAGACCCGAGCCAAGCAGGCAGCGACCAUGAGUGAAGUGGAGUGGAGAGGAAGAACCGUUCCAGUGAAGAUCGACAAAGUGAGGAUCUUUCUAUUGGGACUGGCUGACAACGAAGCAGCUAUUGUCCAGGCUGAGAGUGAAGAAACAAAGGAGCGUCUGUUUGAGUCUGUGCUCAGUGAGUGCCGGGACGCCCUCCAGGCCGUUCGGGAAGAGCUCAAGCCCGAUCAGAAACAGAGAGAUUACACCCUGGAAGGAGAGUCAGGGAAGGUGUCCAAUCUCCAGUACCUGCACAGCUACCUGACCUACAUCAAGCUGUCGACAGCCAUCAAGAGGAAUGAGAACAUGGCUAAAGGCCUGCAUAAGGCUCUGCUGCAGCAGCAGCCAGAAGAUGACAGCAAGCGUUCCCCCAGGCCCCAGGACCUGAUCCGGCUCUAUGACAUCAUUCUGCAGAACCUGGUGGAAUUGCUGCAGCUUCCUGGCUUAGAAGAGGACAGAGCCUUCCAGAAAGAGAUAGGCCUCAAGACCCUUGUGUUCAAAGCUUACAGGUGUUUCUUCAUUGCUCAGUCUUACGUGCUGGUGAAGAAGUGGAGUGAAGCCCUUGUCCUAUAUGACAGAGUCCUGAAGUACGCCAGUGAAGCUAGUUCCGAUGGGGGAGCCUUCACGAACAGCCUGAAGGACCUACCUGAUGUGCAAGAACUCAUCACCCAAGUUCGGUCAGAGAAGUGCUCGCUGCAAGCUGCAGCCAUCCUGGAUACAAACGACUCCCAUCAAGCAGACACCUCCUCCCAAGUCAAGGACAAUAAGCCUCUGGUUGAACGGUUUGAGACCUUCUGUCUGGACCCUUCCCUCGUCACCAAGCAAGCCAACCUUGUGCACUUCCCACCAGGAUUCCAGCCCAUCCCUUGCAAGCCUUUGUUCUUUGACCUGGCCCUCAACCACGUGGCCUUCCCUCCCCUUGAGGACAAGUUGGAACAGAAGACCAAGAGUGGCCUCACAGGGUACAUCAAGGGCAUCUUCGGAUUCAGGAGCUAACCAGGCUCUUCCUCGGGGGCAGGGGAGAUUCUGACUUACUCUGUAUUGUGAGACAGGCCCAGCACGUUUCAUGGCAUUAAAUCCAGGUCUGCAAUGGCCCUGGGGCAGAGCUCAGCACCCUCAGCCCUGGUCCCUACAUCUUGUGUGUUUGUGACUUACAUUCAUAACUUGUCUUCUGGGCCCUGAGUUGGGGUCUCUGUCUCCUGUACCUCCUGGGGUCUGCUGCUGUCCUGGCCCCUGUGAACUGUGGCUGAUUACCUCUGGUCAAUACAUGUUGAGGUUCCACCCCAGGCUUGAGGGGGUCUUGGAAUGUUUGUUAUGUCUCCUCAGCCCCAGGAUUUGCAAUGAACUCCUUGCUGUGAGCGUUCAGACUCCCUUGACGUUUGUCCAUGACGGAGAUGUUGGCAGUGUCACCCAGAGUUAUGGUCAGCCUCAUCCCCUUCACCUCCAAGAACGUUGAGUUUCAGAACAAGCAGAGAGCUCUAUUUUUAGAACUAUGUUACACUCGGUAAAUGAUGAAACCAAAUCUUAUAUUAAAAGGCAAAGAUGAUGGAGAUUGUGCCCAUUUUUUACAUGUCCUCCCUCACAUCCAGCCUAGUUCUCCCCAGGAACCUGGUUGAAUGAGUACGAGGGCAAGUGCAUCCUGCCUUCCUGGCAGCGAGGUGUGGUUGGUGCCAGGCAUGGAUGUGUUAGAGGCAUUGUUUUUAAAGGGCCCCCAAUCUGUGAGGUCAGAUGUUACCACGUUUGGAUCAACUUCCUUCCUUACCCUGUUGCUUUUUUCCUUAGACAUACUUUUUAAAAAUUUCUGUUACGGUAUCAGCAAUAGACAUCACAAAAGCAAUGUAAGAAUAAACAUGACAUCAAUUCUGA
Molecule: messenger RNA, 2860 nt
Organism: Nannospalax galili (Upper Galilee mountains blind mole rat)
Lineage: Eukaryota; Metazoa; Chordata; Mammalia; Rodentia; Spalacidae
Gene: Srp68
Product: signal recognition particle 68
Exons: 16
Coding region: 101-1990 (629 amino acids)
Biological process (GO): SRP-dependent cotranslational protein targeting to membrane
Cellular component (GO): signal recognition particle, endoplasmic reticulum targeting
Molecular function (GO): endoplasmic reticulum signal sequence receptor activity; 7S RNA binding; signal recognition particle binding
Source: RefSeq, a predicted model, not a curated record